Pelmatolapia mariae (spotted tilapia) is the source of this 1992-nucleotide messenger RNA. Its product is annotated as stonustoxin subunit alpha-like. The transcript is spliced from 4 exons. Gene Ontology annotation, biological process: intracellular signal transduction. The record is from RefSeq and is a predicted model, not a curated record. The coding region runs from base 600 to 1565 and encodes 321 amino acids. Gene Ontology annotation, molecular function: protein binding. Lineage: Eukaryota; Metazoa; Chordata; Actinopteri; Cichliformes; Cichlidae.
GAUUCUGUUCAUCUGAAUGUAAAAUUCUCCAUGGAAGGGACGUUUUGUCAGUCAAGUGACUUCCUCAGUUUCAGUUGACAGGUUUCCACAAUUUUAGAAACAGUACUUUUCCAUAAUGAGCAAAAUGAUCACAGUGGACUAACAAUGGGUUAUGAGGUCAAUUUCGUGACCAUUAAUAUGGAAAUUUUCAUGACCAUUUAUCAAUAAGUAAUUAGUACAAUUCACAGAAAGUUGGAGAAUGGUUGCAGUCACAUAUGAUAUGCGUAAUAUGUGACCUGAAGAUGGCUCCAAGAGCAGACACACUCAGCAAGCUAAUGUUCAGAGUGGUCCUGUUGCUGAGGUGGAGUCAUCCUAUCAUCUCUUUCAAACUACCUUCACUACUUAAGUUACUAGAGGUAACUGAAGGUAAGGGCAGGUAAAUGGUGAUGCAACAUGAUAUGAGACAUUGUUUUAUUUUCAAUAAUAGCAUAUCUCACCUUCUCCUUGAUAUCCAAAGUGUUUUGAGCCAGAAAUCUUGAUAUAUUGCAUAUAGCCAAGUUGAACACACAGACAAUAGGUCUUAGGUAAACCAUACAGUGCUUUGUUUUUUUAAAUCACAAAUGUCAUUGUGUUUCAGACUGAGUGGCUGUAACCUCUCAGAGAGAAGUUGUAAAGCUCUGUCCUCAGUUCUCAGCUCUCAGUCCUCUAAUCUGAGAGAGCUGGAUCUGAGUAACAACAACCUGCAGGACUCAGGAGUGAAGAUUCUCUCUACUGGACUGAAGAGUCUGUGCUGUACACUGGAAACUCUCAGUCUGUCAGGCUGUCUGCUCACAGAGGAAGGCUGUACUUCUCUGGCUUCAGCUCUGAGUUCCAACCCCUCUCAUCUGAAAGAGCUGGAUCUGAGCUACAAUCAACCUGGAGACUCGGGACUAAAACUGCUGUCGGCAGGAUUGAUGGAUCCAUCCUGGAGACUAGACACUCUCAGGGUGGAGCCUGCUGGAGUCCGAUGGUUGGAACCAAGUCUGAGGAAGUAUUCCUGUCAACUCACAAUCGACACAAACACAGUGAACACAAACCUCCAACUGUCUGACAACAACAGGACUGUGACACAUGUGGACGAGAUUCAAUCAUAUCCUGAUCAUCCAGGCAGAUUUGAUCAACUUCCGCAGCUGCUGUGUAGAAAUGGUCUGACUGGUCGCUGUUACUGGGAGGUCGAGUGGCGAGGAGGGGUUCUCAUAUCAGUGAGUUACACAGGAAUCAGAAGGAAAGGAAACAGUAAAGAUGUUGUGUUUGGGUGGAAUGAUCAGUCCUGGUGUCUCUACUGCUCUGAUGAUGGUCCUGAUUCCGUCAGGCACAAUAACAAAGGAACAUCCAUCAUCGCCUCCGCCUCCUCCUCCUCCUCAUCUGUCUCUAACAGAGUAGCAGUGUAUGUGGACUGUCCUGCUGGCACUCUGUCCUUCUACAGAGUCUCCUCUGACACUCUGAUCCACCUCCACACCUUCAACACCACAUUCACUGAAACUCUUUAUCCUGGAUUUAGAGUCUAUCCUGGUUGUUCUUUGAAAGUGUGUGUAGUUGAGGCAUAAGUGUCCUCCUGUUAGAGAAACACUCUGACUGUUGAACAGAUAGUUCAGUCUGUACAUGUCUGUCUCUUUCACUCAGAAACAUGUUUUCAGAUUCAUGGAUUCAAUCAGUUGAUGUUUGAAACUGUUCUAAAUGAUUCCUUGUAAACUUCUUCCUCUUCAGUCCUUUAAAGAUGGAAGCUCCCAUUAGUACAUGAUCCAGGAUAUCCAGGAUACAGGAUCAUGUUGUUCUUCUGUCUUUUUCCAGUCAAAGCUUCACAGUGAAUAUCAGUAUGUUGUGUUUCUCUGAAACUUAUGAAGGUCACUUUUAAAUAAUAUUAUAUAUAUCUAAUGAUUGAUUCGUGCUGUCAUUUAUGGUAUUUAUUAUAUAGUAAUACUAAAUCAAAGCUGUUGACUUGUGACUGUACAAAAUAGAUGUGAUUUGAGUAAA